CAAGCCUUCUUCACUCUCCAAACUUUCACCAAACUCUUAGCCCCCGCCUCCCCGAAACCAAAACACAACAAGCUCUGGAGGAGCGGCGAGCAACGCGGCGGGGCGGGAGGACUGGCGGCUGCAGAGAGCCUCGGGAGGCUGAUGCAACUUUCCCUUUAAGAAAGCCACCUGGGCGCACCGCGGUGCGGACCCAGCCAGCCUGGGCCGGGGGCUGCAGUAUGCUCUUGAGGCCUAUUGUCUGAAAGGCACUGAACGCAAGAGUCUGCAAGUGUGGUCCAGAUUUCCAGAUCCCCCAACCCACUGCCACCAUGGUAGGAAAAGGUGCCAAAGGGAUGUUGAAUGGUGCUGUGCCCAGUGAGGCCACCAAGAAGGACCAGAACCUCGCCCGGGGCAACUGGGGCAACCAGAUCGAGUUUGUACUGACGAGCGUGGGCUAUGCCGUGGGCCUGGGCAAUGUCUGGCGUUUCCCAUACCUCUGCUAUCGCAACGGGGGAGGCGCCUUCAUGUUUCCCUACUUCAUCAUGCUGAUCUUCUGUGGAAUUCCUCUCUUCUUUAUGGAGCUCUCCUUCGGCCAGUUUGCAAGCCAGGGCUGCCUGGGGGUCUGGAGGAUCAGCCCCAUGUUCAAAGGUGUGGGCUAUGGCAUGAUGGUGGUGUCCACAUACAUCGGGAUCUACUACAACGUGGUCAUCUGCAUUGCCUUCUACUACUUCUUCUCAUCCAUGACGCAUGUGCUGCCCUGGGCUUACUGCAAUAACCCCUGGAACACACCCGACUGUGCCGGUGUGCUGGACGCUUCCAACCUCACCAAUGGCUCCAGGCCCACUGCUCUGUCUGGCAACCUAUCUCACCUGUUCAACUACACCUUGCAAAGGACCAGCCCCAGUGAGGAGUACUGGAGGCUGUAUGUGCUGAAGCUGUCAGAUGACAUUGGAAACUUUGGGGAAGUGCGCCUUCCCCUCCUAGGCUGCCUUGGCGUCUCCUGGGUGGUUGUCUUCCUCUGCCUCAUCCGAGGAGUCAAGUCUUCAGGGAAAGUGGUGUACUUCACAGCCACAUUCCCCUAUGUGGUGCUGACCAUUCUGUUUGUGCGUGGAGUGACCCUGGAAGGAGCCUUCACGGGUAUCAUGUACUACCUGACCCCACAGUGGGACAAGAUCCUGGAGGCCAAGGUGUGGGGAGAUGCAGCCUCUCAGAUCUUCUAUUCCCUGGGCUGUGCAUGGGGUGGCCUCAUCACCAUGGCAUCCUACAACAAAUUUCACAACAACUGCUACCGGGACAGCGUCAUCAUCAGCAUCACCAACUGUGCUACCAGCGUCUAUGCUGGCUUUGUCAUCUUCUCUAUCCUAGGCUUCAUGGCCAAUCACCUGGGUGUGGAUGUGUCUCGAGUGGCAGACCAUGGGCCUGGGCUAGCUUUCGUAGCUUACCCUGAGGCUCUCACACUGCUUCCCAUCUCCCCACUCUGGUCCUUACUGUUUUUCUUCAUGCUCAUCUUGCUGGGGCUGGGUACUCAGUUCUGCCUCCUAGAGACCCUCGUCACUGCCAUUGUGGAUGAGGUGGGGAACGAGUGGAUUCUGCAGAAAAAGACCUACGUGACCUUGGGUGUAGCUGUGGCUGGCUUCUUGCUGGGCAUCCCCCUUACCAGCCAGGCAGGCAUCUACUGGCUGCUGCUGAUGGACAACUAUGCAGCUAGCUUCUCCUUGGUUGUCAUCUCCUGCAUCAUGUGUGUAUCCAUCAUGUACAUCUAUGGACACCGAAACUACUUCCAAGACAUCCAGAUGAUGCUGGGAUUUCCACCGCCUCUCUUCUUCCAGAUCUGCUGGCGCUUCGUCUCUCCAGCUAUCAUCUUUUUCAUUCUCAUCUUCACGGUGAUCCAGUACCGGCCAAUCACCUACAACCACUAUCAGUACCCAGGCUGGGCUGUGGCCAUUGGCUUCCUUAUGGCUUUGUCGUCUGUCAUCUGCAUCCCAUUGUAUGCACUGUUCCAGCUCUGCCGCACAGAUGGGGACACACUUCUUCAGCGUUUGAAAAAUGCCACAAAGCCAAGCAGAGACUGGGGCCCUGCCCUCCUGGAGCACCGGACUGGGCGCUAUGCCCCCACUACAACCCCCUCUCCUGAAGAUGGGUUUGAGGUCCAGCCAUUGCACCCGGAUAAGGCCCAGAUCCCCAUCGUGGGCAGUAAUGGCUCCAGCCGCCUCCAGGACUCCCGGAUAUGAGCAAAGUUGUUGCAAGGGGAAAAGCCCCACCCAACCCUUGCUCCCACCACAGAGACUGGGGAGGCGGUGGACAGGUGGAGGCCUGCCCCAUCAUGCCCUGGCCAGGAUGGCUGCUGUCACCUUGGCCACCACUACUCAUGUCCCCAGUGUUUACACAUCCUUUGGAUGCCAAGACAGCAGCUGGGGGUGGGAAAGCGAUGGGGGGAUUGUGUGGGGGUGGGGCAUGGGGCAGCAGUGUCCAAAGCACUUUGAAGGAGGUCUCAGGCCAGGUCCCCAGAGGCCUGCCAGGCUUCAUAUGGCCUCUGAUACCCUCAUGCUCUGCCCUAAGCUGUUUCACUAUGGGAUAAGAGAUUCUGUGUCCACACCCCACCCUCAUGACCAGUGUUCCUGACCCCAGAACAGACCCUAGCCUCCGCCCAGGCAAAUCUCUAUCUUCUACUCCGGACAAGGUGAGGGCCGCGGGGCUGUACAGUGUUACUUGUUGGACUGCGCCACUCAGCCCUAUUUGUGUAAUUAUUUUUUUAAAAAAUUGUAUUACCUGUGGUUGCCACCCCCUGCCCCAGCCUUGGGUCCAGUCUGUCUUCCAGGCCUGUCUGCACCUCACUUGGCUGCUCCAGGGUCUCUGUCCUUUGUUCCAACCCUGCUUGUCAGGCCCAGCCAGCAAAGGCCAGGACCCAGCAGCCUGCCCAAAGCACUUGUUUAUGGAGGGAAAGAAGGGGACUUCUCUGUAGGAAGUUUGAGCCCAGAGCCCUGGGGAAGGGGACCCCGCACGACAUUCCCUUGCCUACCCUCCACUAGGUUGAAGGCCCAGUCUUCCCAGACGUGCUAACCCCAUUCAAUGUGCCAAAUGGCCCCAGUCCAUAUGCUCAUCCCCACCUCUGCAGUCAGAGCACCUUCUCCCAAGACCCACAGUCCAUUUGUCCAUCCUCUGUGCCCUCUACAGUGACAGCCCUGGCCAAGCCACUUCUAAUCCUCUGUAGCAAUAACGGUGUGCCGCCCGCCGCUGCCCAGUGUGCAGCACUAGGGUUUUAAAGUCCGUAGGUUUUAAUGAAAUUUCUAUUCCUGUCUCUGA
This is a messenger RNA of Arvicanthis niloticus (Nile rat), 3282 nucleotides long. RefSeq names its product solute carrier family 6 member 9 (gene Slc6a9). Lineage: Eukaryota; Metazoa; Chordata; Mammalia; Rodentia; Muridae. Gene Ontology annotation, biological process: neurotransmitter transport; nitrogen compound transport; amino acid import across plasma membrane. Gene Ontology annotation, molecular function: amino acid:sodium symporter activity. Gene Ontology annotation, cellular component: plasma membrane. The record is from RefSeq and is a predicted model, not a curated record.